This is a messenger RNA of Pogonomyrmex barbatus (red harvester ant), 1365 nucleotides long. RefSeq names its product eukaryotic translation initiation factor 2B subunit beta (gene eIF2Bbeta). Gene Ontology annotation, cellular component: eukaryotic translation initiation factor 2B complex. The record is from RefSeq and is a predicted model, not a curated record. Gene Ontology annotation, molecular function: guanyl-nucleotide exchange factor activity; translation initiation factor activity. Lineage: Eukaryota; Metazoa; Arthropoda; Insecta; Hymenoptera; Formicidae. Gene Ontology annotation, biological process: translational initiation.
CAUCCGAAUGUUCCCGUAUAUCAUUUUAUCUUUGUCUAACAUUCGAUAAACAAUCAGGAUAAAAUGAUACAGAGUCAUUCGAGUAGUAUUUCUGAACUUAGCUUGUUUAAUGACAUAUGAAACGAGUUGAGAGUAGUAGGUUAGAAUUUCGUGGAUCACCACGUUCUUACUUAUAUGCUUUUUAUACUUGUAUUUUAUAUCAAUAUAUCCUACAGUUCAAAUAAUAAAUUAGGGGAAGUGAAUGAGAGAAAAAAAUGAUCGACUCGAGCCCGGAAAGUAUUAACGAAAGUGUGCUGCAGUUGAUAGACAAUAUUCAUCAUAAAGAAAUUAAGGGUACACACAAUAUCGUGGUAGCUACUAUCUCUGUGCUUAAAGAAAUCAUCAAUAAUAUAGAAUGGAGCACAGCAAAAGAUUUGAUGGAUAUUAUCAGGCAAAAUGGAAGGUACUUGGAAAAAACAUUUCCUCUUGAGGCUUGUAUCGGAAAUAUGAUUAGACGAGUAUUACAUAUUAUUAGGGAAGAAUAUACUUUAGGAUUGAAAAACAAGACAGAUGAGAUAGAUCCACAAGAAUCCUUGCACAAAAUCCUUACUGCUGAAGGUGAUCAGCAGAUAGACUUUAAUGUCUCGAUGCCUUCUCUCAAAACUGCUCUUAUCGAGCAUAUCAAUGAAUUUGAAGCUGAAUUGGAAACAUGUUUGGAAAACAUCACGCGGCAAGCAUCAGAGCAUAUACAUUCAAAUGAAAUUAUAAUGACCAUCGGCAAGUCAAAGUUAGUGGAAGAAUUCUUCAAGGGAGCCGUCGCUACCAGACCUUUUGAUGUAAUAAUAGUCGAAGGCGGGCCAUCUUUAGGCGGUCACGAAAUGGCGGUGAAUCUGGCUAAAGUGAAGAUCAAGACCACGCUGAUCUCGGACGUGGCAAUCUUCGCAAUGAUGUCGCGCGUCAACAAAGUUAUAAUCGGCACUCAUACCGUGAUGGCAACUGGCGGCCUGCGGGCGAUCUCGGGCGCACACACCGUCGCGCAAGCUGCUAAACAUUAUUCCGUACCGGUGAUGGUUUUGCUUCCCCUUUACAAGUUGGCACCUCUUUAUCAUUGUUCAGGAAAGCAGAAUGGCUUCAAUCAACUGGUAUCGCCGAUGCAGGGCGUAAUCGACAGCGCCAAUGCAUCGUUGUUAGAAAGGAUACACGCCUACAAUCCCGUAUUCGAUUACGUCCCGCCGGAUCUCGUCACGUUGUUCAUCUCGAACACGGGUGGAAAUGCGCCGUCUUACGUAUACAGAUUGCUUAGUGAACUGUAUCAUCCUGACGAUAAUGAACUGUAAAUAUUUAUGUACAUAACGCGUAAAUAAUAUUUAAUGUUAAUAAAUAUAA